AUGAAGAGGAAAGACAGGCUGCCAACGGCGGUAAUACAUGGCCCCAUUCAACGUUCCCCAACGGUACGGCUCAGAUCGAACGAAGUCCUCGUCUUUUCAGGUAGUCCUCCACCUAGAUUCGAGAAGCGGGCGAGGUACAAAACAAGAGAAGAUCGUUACGACUCUCGGAAGAAGCCUAAAGAGAAGCGACAAAGGACCCGUGAGGAGACCACUACGCGGCCGGAAAACUCGCCCAAGAAGACCACCUCCUCCGGUCGAGAGGGCCCAAAUAAUUUCCAAUCUGAGGCCAUUCUCAAUAACAGACUCACAAAUGGGCGCAUAUCCUCGCCAAAGCCUGUUGAAGAGUUGGCGUACAACUCCAUGAUCUCGGUUGAGCAGCCUCCAUCACGCAAGUCCUCAUGGCAACGACAACAACGCUUAGAAGCCAAGGGCAGACAACGGCGAGAGAGUGAAUUUGUAGGAAUAUCAGCGUUCCUUCGUCGCAAGGAGACGCCUACAGCAACUCAUUCGGACCAGGGACUAGGGCUACAUCGUGCCCGCUACGAGGACCGUGAAUUGAGCGAUCGAUUACCAGAAAAGCUCCUGGUGUGUGAAGAUCACUUCUCAAGGAGAAGUAUUACGAGGUCCGAUUCUAUAAGCGAUGGCCAACGCCAACAUAUCCAUGACGAGACCUAUGUCGCACCGGCUCGACACAUUCGAUCAAGCAGUAGAUCUACGACUUACGUGACUCAGAACACCAGUGGCAAUCAUCAAAUAUCCUUGCCAGGCGACAUUCUUGGCCGUCACCAUAGUAGUACCCCUGAGCUGAUGAGAGAAGCGCUUCGGGAGACCGGUGUAUUCGACGGAGCUAGAAAAGGUGGGAAUGCUCGUGUCUCGUCGCAUGAUUCGCGUCAACGGAGGCAAGGGUUGCAUCUUGAAGAAGAAGAGAAGCACAAGACAGCCAAAGCCUUCCGGGAGCAGCCGAGGAUCAUUCUAUAUUCGGACAAGGGAGUCAUGACCACACACGAACCAUCACUGUCACCUCGCGUGUUGGAGAAUUCCACGAAUCUGGCAGAUGCACAAGAUACUUUUGAGCCAGAGAGGAAGAGAAGGUUGAGGGCGGGUGGCUCGGUAGAUUCAACCACACAAAAAGCCACGGAUGAACCGUCUGGUGGAAGGAUACACAAUGACUCUGAUACAGAGUCUCGCUCCAAGACUACCACUCUGACGACCCGAGCAGCUACGGCUGCGCAAGCGUGUUUGGCACCACACCCCAAUGAACUAUCCACAGAAAUGGAAGUAACGCCAGGGAAUACCCAGGAAGUACGAAAGAUGAUACUAAUGACCGACGAAGCUUCCAUGGUAAUGACUGAAAAAGACGGAAUACGUGUGGCGGAUGGCCCCGAGCCGGAACGUGUGGCAACGGUCGAGCAACAUGACAAGAAUGCGAAAGAGAAGCUUCUAGUAACGAUCUUCAUGAUCAUCCAUACAGCAAGCAUAACCGACUUUAUCGCCCGCAUUGAACAAGAGGUAUUGGGAAUAGGGAGCUCAGGAUGCGAGGACAAGCCUUUCGAUGAACCUGGCAUUCAGCAGCACGACGAUCGACUCCAACUGCCUUUCGACAUGGCCAGAGGGCCUUAUCGUCCGGUAUCUCAGGAUGUUUUGAUCGACCAGUCUUUUACAAAAGCUGAUUGGCGGCACCCAGAAGACGCAUUUGACCCCUUAGCAGAGCAGCCUUCUGAGAUCGAAUUUUAUGGUGAACGACCCAAUUACGAGAACGACUAUCGGCAACAGCAGAAGGUUACACAGCUGGACCAGGACGAAGAGGACGAAAAGGACGAAAUGCGCGCCUUCUGGCGGCCUAACUACUUUUGUUAG
Molecule: messenger RNA, 1857 nt
Organism: Colletotrichum orchidophilum
Lineage: Eukaryota; Fungi; Ascomycota; Sordariomycetes; Glomerellales; Glomerellaceae
Exons: 5
Coding region: 1-1857 (618 amino acids)
Source: RefSeq, a predicted model, not a curated record